This is a messenger RNA of Chenopodium quinoa (quinoa), 2781 nucleotides long. RefSeq names its product protein CHUP1, chloroplastic-like. The record is from RefSeq and is a predicted model, not a curated record. Lineage: Eukaryota; Viridiplantae; Streptophyta; Magnoliopsida; Caryophyllales; Amaranthaceae. Bases 536 to 2425 code for a protein of 629 amino acids. Gene Ontology annotation, biological process: chloroplast organization. The transcript has 5 exons. Gene Ontology annotation, cellular component: chloroplast outer membrane.
CUUCUUUUUUAUUUAUUUUAUUUAUUUUUUAAAUUCUGACUUUGUGUCAUAUCAUCUGUCUUGGUUUCCAACUUAAAAUCAGCAUAUAAUUCUCUUUCUAGCUUCUUUCACCAUCCAACCUAACUUUUAUGCAUUUUGUGGUUUCUAAAUCUCUUAUAAUGGAACAUUUAUUUAACCGACCUUAAUAAAAAAGACAAAUAUUACAAACCAAAAAAACUAUAUAAAAAAAUGACCAAAUCUUAAUACAAAAAGCCAAUUUUAUAACAAGAAACAAAUAAUAAUGAAGAUUUGUAAUUGCUUUUACAAAUACAAUGAUAUUGACAGAAAUAAUAAUUUAAUUAUAUAACACGAGCAUAACACCUAUACGUUUACUAUUGUUCUUCUUCACGUCCAUUAUUCCAAGGUUGUAAUAUUUGAGAUGGAGGAUGAUGAUGAAGAUGGCAAAGAUCUCUGUUUUUGCUCUCUGUUUUAAUUAGGUGGUGUAAAAAAAAAACUAUAAAUUAGGAAAAAAAAUUUACAAUCAAUUUAAUUAAAAAUGAUGAUGAUGAUAAAAGAUAGACAAGAUAUAAAGCCAAUAUUGGUGAAAUUUGGUGUGGCAUUAGCCUUAUCGUUUGCUGGUUUCCUCUAUUCUCGAAUUCGAAUUAAAAGGAUCAAUCCAUCUGAUCCCCCUCCUCCUCCAGUUUCAGCAGAUUCUGAUAAGAAAGCUGAUUCUGAGGGGAGAAUCAGGGUUAAGGAUUAUAAUCAACCUGAGAUGGAUUCAGUUAAUGCAGAUGACAAGCCAUGCAUUCGUGUCCGUGUUGAUAAUUCAGCCAUACAUGCCUCGCCUAAUGGUAGAUAUAGUGCUGAUCGAGAUGCAUUCUUGCUGCCCGAAUUUGAUCAGGUAGUCAAGGAAUUUGAUGCUGUAAACUCAUCCAAGACUGAUGGGGAGAGUUUUACAGUAAAAAAAGACUUACCUAAAUCACUUAGAAGAGAAGAAAGGGAUGACUAUGAACAAGAGAUAAUGAACCUUCAGAAAAGGAUAAAGUUCCUUGUCGAAAGAGAAAGGAAGCUUGAGAUUCAGUUGCUUGAGUAUUACGGUCUUAAGGAGCAGGAAACGGUGAUGAGGGAGCUCCAAAAUCGAUUGAAGAUCAAUAAUAUAGAAACGAAGCUUUUCUUGAUGAAGAUUGAGAAUUUGCAGGCAGAAAACAAGAGGUUAAAGGAACAGGUUGCUGAUUACUCUAAGGUUGUGUCCGAGUUGGAAGCUGCAAGGGCGAAAAUCAAACUUCUAAAGCGGAAGAUUAGGUCUGAGGCUGAGCAAAAUAGGGAACAGAUCUUAGACCUUACACAAAGAGUUGUGAAUUUCCAAGAGCAUGAACAUGAGCAUGAGGUUAGCACUAGUAUUUCUGAUGAUCAGUCUGAGGUGCAACGACUUACUGAGUUGGAGGCUGAAGCUGAGGAAUUAAGAAAGUGUAACGAGAAUUUGCAGCAAGAGAAUGCUGAUUUAGCUCAAAGAUUGGAAUCCACCCAAAUUCUCGCUACCUCCUUUUUUGAAGAUCCUGAUAAAGAGGAGCUACACAAACAAAUGAUUCGAUUAAGGGAAGAAAACGAGAAGUUGAUAAAUGAAGUUGAGAGGCUUCAAGUAGAUAGGUGUGGUGAAGUGGAGGAACUAGUCUACCUCCGAUGGAUAAAUGCCUGUUUGCGUUACGAAUUGAGGAAUUACCAGCCCCCUCCUGGUAAAACAGUUGCCAGGGACUUGAGUAUGUGCUUAAGUCCUACUUCAGAGAAGAAAGCAAAGCAACUUAUACUCGAAUAUGCUAAUACUGAAGACGGAGCAAACAAAGAGCCACCUAGCCUCACAGACUUUGAUUUUGAUCAAUGGCCUUCAUCACAGCCUUCUUAUCUCACAGACAGCACUGAUCACGACGAAUCCCCUGGUCCUAACUCUGUUCACAAACCCCACAACAAGAAAAUCAAGUUCUUUUCUAACCUACGAAAGUUAGUUAGAGGAAUCUCUAGUCAUCACCACCAUCAUAGUUAUAAUCAUAAUCAAGGCAACCAAGUUUCUCCGAUGUCUAGAUCUUUUUCGGUUGAUGACAUUGGGAUGAAGUACUAUGCAGCAGGACAUAGUGGUUCAAGAAGCAACCCCCAGAGUCCAAGAUUAGCAUCAUCUUCUCAAAACUCAAACAACUCUUCAAUGGAAUAUCAACCACUCACAAGCUUGGCCGAAGAAGAAGAGAAUGCUAAUCGAGUAAGAUCAAAGUCACUAAGUGGAGUUAGCCAUGUCCUCGGAAGGGAAAGACCUGGGGGUUUUUUGUCCUUAGAUUAUACACCGGUACAAGAGUCAGAUUACUGGCAAAAGUCAGAUUUGACAAAGUAUGCUGAAGUCUUCAGGGAGUCUAGAUGGUUGCAGAAACACAAAAAAUCUGCAUCAUAUAGUACUGGAUGAUUGAGGUAACAUAUAAUGUUGACUCAGGACUUAGGCCUUCCAGUGUACAUAUGAUAUACCGGGAAUUCAUCACAAUAUCCUCAGCAUUUUAUAUAUGAGGAUUUAACUAAUUUUGCCUCAAAUAAGAAUGACAUGCUUGGAUAAUAUACAAAUGGUUUGCACAUACGUAAAGGUAUGACUAAUAUAUGUUUGCUGAUGAUAUGUAUGGACUUAUGUUGCCAAACGAGUGAUUGAAUCGAGUCCAUUGUGUUUUAUUACGUAUUUUGGUUUGCACUGCGACAAUCCUGUGAACAUUAGCUGAGGUAUUUCUGCAUAACUUAAGUCAAUAUAACGAAGUAACAGCCCUGUUUCAAAUC